Molecule: messenger RNA, 2235 nt
Organism: Linum trigynum
Lineage: Eukaryota; Viridiplantae; Streptophyta; Magnoliopsida; Malpighiales; Linaceae
Source: the annotation of a GenBank genome assembly
AUGCUUGAUGAAAACAACGAGUUGGUCAGAACAUUUAGGCGCAUUCGACAAGAUCUCCAGCUUUCUUCCACACCAAAUCUCCGACUCAGAAUCUUUGCGAUCAAAAAUACGGAGGAUAGAGAUAUCAUUGUUGACCAUCGAGGAGAAGGGCUGAAACGUAUAACAAGCCUCAACCCAAAAUUCGAGGCUCUUCACUUCCCAUUGCUAUUCCCGUACGGAGAAGAUGGGUUUCAUCCUCAAAUAUCUUAUAAUGCCUCCUUUUGUCCAGCAUCAAUGCGCAGAAAAUUUGUUACUCAAAAAGAGUAUUAUGCUUUUAGACUUCAGUAUCGAUUGAAUGAGGGGCAUACACUGGUUCAAAGUGGCAAGGCAUUACAACAUUACUGUGUUGAUGCAUUUUCAACAAUUGAACUCAAUCGACUGGCAUUUCUUAGAACUCAUCAAAAAGAUUUAAGAGCAGAAGUUUAUCAGGGAUUACAGGAUGCAUUUGCAAAGGGAGACAUGGAUGGAGAAAAACUUGGAAGAAUUAUAAUGCCAUCAUCUUAUACAGGAGGACCAAGAUAUAUGCAGCAACUUUAUCAUGAUGCUAUGGCAACCUGUCAACAUUAUGGUAACCCAGAUUUAUUUGUUACAUUUACCUGCAAUGCUCUUUGGGAAGAAAUUGUUGACGCUUUUGCAGAUAUGGUUGGACCAAACAGCGAGUUGAAGCCUAUGGUGGUCUGCCGUGUGUUUCACAUGAAGCUUGCCAUAUUAAUUGACCAGUUUAAAAGAGAAUCAUAUUUCGGAAAAACGAUAGCCAAGAUACCAGACCCCAAUCUAGAUCCAGAAGGUUCAUUUUUCCUAUAUGGCCAUGGAGGAACAGGCAAGGAUUUUCUCUACAAUGCAAUCAUUGCAAAAUUAAAAAGUCUUUCCAGAAUUGCUAUAGUUGUUGCCUCAUCUGGAAUAGCAGCCACACUACUACCAAACGGCACAACUACUCAUUCAAGGUUCAAGAUUCCCCUUCAUAUAGACCAUGCAUCUACAUGUUCCAUAAAGAAAGGUACUCAUUUAGCUGAGCUAAUACGUGCAGCUUCAUUGAUUAUCUGGGACGAAGCACCGAUGACACAUCGAAAUGCAUUUGAGGCUAUAAGCAGGACGUUUUGUGAUUUGAUGGACAUACCACUAUCAGGUCCAAAACACAAGUUGUUUGGAGGAAAAACAGUAGUCUUUGGUGGUGAUUUUAGACUGACUCUACCAGUAAUUUCAGAUUCGGGAAGGGAACAAACAGUUGAUGGAUCCAUCACGAGGUCAUCGUUGUGGCCCUUUUUUAAGGUGCUCAAACUGUCAAGGAACAUGAGGCUUAAUGAUUCACAAGAUAAUAGAAACCUGGUCGGCUGUGGAAUGGACUUUGGUGAGUGGAUUCUGGCGCUGGGAGAUGGAAGGCUGCCAACAAAAUCUUUUAUGGCAAACACACCUUCAGAUUGGAUUGAGAUACCACAAAUACUCUUGAUAUAUGCUGGAAAAAAUCCAAUCGAGUCAAUCACAAAUGACAUAUAUGACGCAUUUGAGGAACAACACAUGAGCACAGAUUACCUAAGUGGAAGGACAAUCGUUACUCCUACUAAUGCAGUUGUGACUGAAGUGAAUGACUUCAUGUUGCAAAAAAUUCCUGGACAUUGUCGUUGCUACUACAGUUCAGACUCUAUGCAACUUGAUACAGAGGUACCUCAGCUAUUUGCUGAAACUUACCCAACAGAAUUUUUGAAUGCUCUUCAGUUCAAUGGUGUUCCAGAUCAUGAAAUAAGACUUAAGGUUCACACUCCAAUCAUGUUGCUGAGAAAUUUGAGCCCACCAAACGGCCUAUGCAACGGUACGAGGAUAUUGAUUACGAAAUUGGGGGAAAAUAUCAUUGUAGGAAACAUCAUGGGAGGAUCUUUUGACACAAAAGAGGUUGUUAUACCACGAAUAGUACUCAACGUAGAAGACAAACGUUGGCCCUUUAUACUGAAGAGGAGGCAAUUCCCAGUACGUUUAUGUUAUGGGAUGACAAUAAAUAAGAGCCAAGGCCAAAUGCUGGACAAGGUUGGAGUCUAUUUGCCUAAACCAGUAUUCAGUCAUGGACAGCUUUAUGUGGCAGCAUCAAGAGUAAGAUCUGCAGGUGGUUUGAGAUUCUUGAUUGAAAAUGAAGAGGACAUUCCAGCCAAUUACACAAGAAACAUUGUAUAUUCAGAAGCCUUCACAGAUAUUGCACCUGCUUAA